Molecule: messenger RNA, 652 nt
Organism: Durotheca rogersii
Lineage: Eukaryota; Fungi; Ascomycota; Sordariomycetes; Xylariales; Xylariaceae
Exons: 3
Coding region: 77-592 (171 amino acids)
Source: RefSeq, a predicted model, not a curated record
GCCGACGUCUGCCCUGUCGACGUCUACGUCCUACCUUACCUCCUACCUGGACUUACCUGUCGGCGAUGUGCCUUACAUGCAACCGGCGUUGCGUCCCGGCCGUCUGCGCUGUUGGUGUGUGACUUACACCCGCAUACCCACCGCCUUUUCUGCAAGCCUUCCCACACAUGUCUCUGGCGCUUCUUGCCUCCUGCCCACAUAUAUCCAUGACGCAUCGGUGGUGGCACACUUUUCCACGCCUUCCAUGCCUUCUUCCUUCCACCUCUCCCGCGUUCUUAUUUCUGGGCAGUUGCUUGCUGCGGCACCCUCUCCCAUUCUCCAUUCUUGUAUGAAGGUACUUCGAGUGACCUGCCAAGGUACUUGUGGGUACAUUUGCUUCUUCACCCCCUUCCGCCCCUCCCCGUCGCUCCCCUUCCUUCCCCGGCCUAACGGAGGCUCGUCAAGCAGUAUCUCGGCUCAUACAUCUGUUCUUCGGUUUCUCUCUAGAGUGCCUUACUGCCGACGACAUCUCCAUCGUUGGUCUCUAGACUACCCAUACGCAAGAAAUAGUCAAGCAACCUACCUAGUCAGGACACACCUUCAACAUGCCUAGCCAAAUCGCCGCCCCUAUCCCGGUCACACCACCGCGCAACAAGGGCAUGCGCUCCACCUC